Phyllotreta striolata is the source of this 3379-nucleotide messenger RNA. The record is from the annotation of a GenBank genome assembly. Lineage: Eukaryota; Metazoa; Arthropoda; Insecta; Coleoptera; Chrysomelidae.
UUUCGUUAUUGUUGUUUUUCGCUCAAACGUUCUUAUUUGGUUCGCUCCGAUUCGGUUUUUUCGCCAUUUUCUAAUUAACGAUUACGUUACGAAUUAAUAUUUUCGGAAGGAAAAAAUAAGAUAGAGAGAGAAGGAGAGAUAAUUAUUGUAUAAAACAAGGAGGAGUUCAUAUUUAACGUAUUCUCUAAAUCGUAUUUAAAUUCCGAUAAUUCCGGAGAGUUCAAUCAUUGAUAUAAGAAGCAUAGCAUCAAACAGUAUUAAUUUAUUUAUUUAUUCGGAAGUUAAUAAGUGCUAAGUUAAUUCGUUCUAAAUUGUACCUAUAAGUGUCGGUGUACCUGUUUAUAAUUCCAACAGUUUGUUAAUUUUUACUUUUCGGUUUGCUGGUCGAGAAAUGUCUGUUAUCACCACCAAACAGAGCGUUUGCAAAUGGUUGCUCAAGCACCAACACAAACUGAAGCAAGCCAUCAGGGCGUGCUCGCUGCAGGUGAAGGAAGCUCCCCAAUUGGAUGAGUUGCCCAAUGAACGUUACGAAAUCGAAUCAGAUAUUAGCUUUAAAUACGAACAUCUUUCGACGAAAUUGGCGGAUCCGGGAUUGCUGCGAUCCAAGCCGGACGUCAGCGACUUGAAGUUCGGCCACUAUUUCACCGAUCACAUGCUCAAAAUUUACUAUCACGAGAAACUAGGCGGCUGGCAGAAGCCCAAAAUCCUGCCUUUCCAGAACCUCCAGCUCCACCCGGCCGCCAGAUGCCUCCAUUACGCUCUAGAGCUGUUCGAAGGAUCCAAAGUAUAUAGAGGAGUCGACGGGAAGAUACGAUGGUUCAGACCCGAUUUGAACAUGGCCAGAAUGAACAGAUCUGCAGAGAAGAUCGGAUUGCCCACCUUCAACCCCGAAGAGCUGAUAAAAUGCAUCAAGAGACUGUUGCAAAUCGACCAGGAGUGGAUACCCCACAGCGAAAAGGCCAGCUUGUACAUCAGACCUACCUUCAUAGCAAUCGAUGGAACUCUGGGGGUGGCCAAAAGCGAAUCCUCGCUGUUGUACGUGAUCCUGAGUCCUGUGGGUUCGUAUUGGGCGGGCGGGCAAAAGGAAGACGUGUCGUUGCUGGCGGAUCCGCAGUUCACGCGCGCCUGGCCGGGCGGUUGCGGCAGCAGCAAAGUGGGAUCCAAUUACGCCCCGACCAUCAAGGUGCAGGCGGAGGCGCAGAAACGGGGGCUGCAGCAGGUCCUGUGGCUGUACGGGCCGGAGCACUUCUUGACUGAAGUGGGAACUAUGAAUAUAUUUAUGAUUUAUAAGGACGACAACGGGGAUACGGUGAUGAUAACGCCGCCUUUAAACGAACUCAUCCUACCUGGAGUCAUCAGAGAUUCGAUUAUUAGAAUAGCGAGUCAGGAUAAAACGAUACGGGUCGAGGAGAGAAUGUUUACGAUGAGGGAAGUUUGCAAUAUACAGAAAAAAGGGAGAUUGAUGGAGAUGUUUGGCGCUGGGACGGCUUGCAUAGUCACUCCAGUAUCAUCAAUAGAAUACCUAGGUAACGUUAUACACAUUCCAACGAUGGAACAACCUAAUCCGAUCUACAGAAAAUUCAGAGAUUACCUUUCGGCGAUUCAGUACGGUCACAUAGAACACCCUUGGGGCAUGGUUAUAAGCUAAAGAAUUACCGAUUUAAAAUUUUUUACGUGACUGUGGUAAUCUGUAUAUAUUUAAUUUUAUUUUGUAAAUAAUGUAAGUUUCGUCCUAGAUGUUUGUUUAAACACGAAUAGUUAUUUUUUAAGAUAUGCAAACACACUAAUAUCUAUCGAAUUGUCUUGUUUUGAUCUAGUUUGUCAUUAGCAGCAUAAUUAAAGAUAUUAAAUAUUCACCGAGAGAUCUCCAAGUUUGACCUCUAUUGUUUCGUACAAAGUUAUGCAUUAUUAAAAUUUGCAACUUAUUUAAUAGACCAUUGGUGCAUGUUAGGUGCACAAAAUAUGAUUAUAUGUUACCUACAAGUACAGAUUGUUGUGUAUAGUUUGGCAGGAUAAUGUUUAUAAUGUUAAGAUUAAAUAAAUUAUUUUAUUAUUACAUCGUACUUAAGAUAUUUAUAAAGGCGCACAAACUUUCAUCAACUUAUAAGGAUUGGAAUUGCUGAUGAACUCCACCUCUUCGUCUAAACCUGGAUAGUCCUUAACCCACUUCCUUUCUCUGUAAUAGUCCAUGCAGCUGGUCAAUUCUUUGUGCGUGUAAUUUAGUACUGGUACUGGUACAAAAGGAUCUAUGUGCUCGAAACCUUCUUUCCUCAAUAAAUAUCUAAAAAUAUAUAUAAAUUCUCAAUUGCAAGUAAUUAAAAUUGUAAAUUAAUGUUACCUAGGUAAGUGGCAUGUUUGAUCCUCUUCAGCUAUGGCAAUUUCGUCUACAGUUAAAACAGCAACGCCGUUUUUCCAAUCAAAAUCCGUCAAUUUCAUGAAGGCUUCCGUAAGCGUAACCUUCUGCGGAUGAACAACUUCUUUCUUUUCCGUAUAAACUCGAGUGUUUGGAUAGAAGAACGCAUUGUACCCGUCUACAGCCACUAACGUUCUUACAACACCCUUGUUAGAGAGCUUUUUAAUCUCCUCAGCAAGGGCUAUUAUAACUUCCGAAGCGUACUUCACUCUGUUUAUACCGUGUUCUACCAGAGACAACAAAUCUGAUCCGGCCGGUGUUACUUCACGUUUACUCCAAACAUACUCGACAUCCGUUUUAAUAUCGGGCUGUGUUAAUAAAUGGGAAUUCUGCGUUUUGAAAUUCAAUAACCACGCUGCUGCGUCCAGGUUUAAAUCUACGUAACCCUCCUUAGUUUCGCUGUUGCUGUAUUCCUUACAUCUACGCAUCCAUAGGCCGACCCACGGAACGUGGACCAUCAAGAAACCAUUUUGGUAGGCGUAAUGUAGAACAUGUGCUAAAGCUAACGAUUUUCCACUACCCAUCUCACCAUACAAAACGAACCUCACCACAGGCUUUGAAAAAUCUAGGUUCUUCAUACAGUUUAUUAUAUCUAACGAGGGCUGUCGUAUCAUCAGGCAUGUUUCAUUAAAGGUUUUCGUUUGUACAUCAAAUGAUUUGGGGAGACCACCUAAAGUGAAUAUGUGUUUUCUGUCUUCUACGGGCACUUUAUAAAACAAACCGAGAUGAUCUACUGUGUGGUUCGCACAAUUCGAUUCGGAGGUUCGGAAUUUCUGUAAUUUAUCCGAAAGAAGUACAGGAGCACUAGAAAAACGCUGCACUAAUAGUUUCGGUUUUAUAACGUUUUUAAUGAGUAAUUUCGUUGUUGUUGCGUACAUAUUGGCUUAUUUUUUAUUUUACAUUUGUUGAAAUGCAGAAAUUAAAAGUUAGGUUAAAGUUAAUUAUUUCUUCUUUUUUAGAAUAGAA